CGUGCAGGGCUGGACGUGAGGAUGGGGCACUCUUUGCUCUGUUUGCUGGGGUUAUUCUUGCUCAAUACAGUCAUCCAUGGAAACGCUGGAGAUAAACCAAAGGCCAAACUCAGUGCUGAUAACACAGCUGUUCCAGUAGGGGGCAGUGUGACCCUGACCUGUUCUGUGAACCCAUCAUCAUCGUCUAGAUGGAAAUACUACUGGUACAAAGAGAAUUAUGGUGUACGUGAGAGACUAUGGGAUGCAUUUUUUCUGUCAAAUGACCAAGUCAGAGUCUCACAGGGAGGACUCUACAGCUGCAAAGGAAAAAGAGGACGUUACUGCUCAGAAUUGAGCCAGUCAGUCAGGAUUGACACUAUUGUGUCAAACAGGCCUGUUGUGACUCUGCAUCCAAACUGGUCUGAGAUAUAUAGAGGAGAGACGAUCACUGUCAGAUGUGAGAUCCAUGGAGGAGACACUGAGUGGGAUUAUGAGUGGGAAACAAACAGCAUGAUAAAAGCUCCAAAUCAAAAUGAAUACAGGAUUAGAUCUGCUUCAUCAUCCAACAGUGGAAACUAUCGCUGUAAGGGCAGAAUGAAAAGUUCACAGCAUAAAACAACAGAGUGGAGUGAUUCAGUCACACUGACAGUUUCAACAAGUAAACCCAGAGCCACACCGACAGCACAAAGUUUAACCAUACCAGCAGGGGGCAGUGUGACACUGAGCUGCUCUGUGGAGGGCUCUGCUGGCUGGAAGUUUGACUGGUUCAGACGUGAUUCAGUCUCUUCUAAAGCUCAGCUCAUAAGAGGAAAUGAAGCAAACAGAGAUAUUAGUGUCUCACAAGGAGGUCUGUACCACUGCAGAGGAGGGAGAGGAGAUCCAGUUUACUACACAGAGGACAGCAGCAACGUCACCAUUAUGCAAAUCAUUCCCAUUAAGCCCCCUGUGACCCUGCAGCCAUCCUGGCCUCAGAUAUACAGCGGUGAGACAGUCACUGUCAGAUGUGAGAUUCAGGGAGGUGAAGGAGCUCAGUGGACGUAUGAAUGGAGUCCAGCCAAGUUAAACACACCUCCAACAUCCAAUGAAUACAGAAUCAUCACAGUUACUGAGUCUGACAGUGGAGGAUACAGCUGCCGGGGCAGAAGGGACUAUUUCUUCACAGAGUGGAGUGAUAUCAUCACACUGACUGUAUCAUAUAAACCAAAGGCCAAACUGACAGCUGAUAACACAGCUGUUCCAGUAGGGGGCAGUGUGACCCUGACCUGCUCUGUGAACCCAUCAUCAUCAUCUGGAUGGAAAUACUACUGGUACAGAGAUGAGAAAUCCUCUGAAGCCCUGACCACACAAGAUGCAGUUUUCCACUCAAAUGGACAAAUCAGUGUCUCACAGGAAGGACUCUACAGGUGCAGAGGAGGAAGAGGAAACCCAGUUUACUACACAGAGGACAGCCAGUCAGUCAGGAUUGGGAAAACUGUAACAGCCUCAAACAGGCCUGUUGUGACUCUGCAUCCAAACUGGUCUGAGAUAUACAGAGGAGAGACGAUCACUGUCAGAUGUGAGAUCCAUGGAGGAGACACUGAGUGGGAUUAUGAGUGGGAAACAAACAGCAUGAUAAAAGCUGCAAAUCAAAAUGAAUUCAGGAUUAGAUCUGCUUCAUCAUCCAACAGUGGAAACUAUCGCUGUAAGGGCAGAAUGAAAAGUUCACAGCAUAAAACAACAGAGUGGAGUGAUUCAGUCACACUGACAGUUUCUGACAAUAAACCCCGUCCUGUCCUCACUGUGUCUCCAUCAUGGCUGAGUCCUGGAGCCUCAGUAACUCUGAACUGUGAGGUUGAACAUCCGUCUGCAGGAUGGAGCUUCUACUGGUAUAAAGCUGUUCCUGAUCUAUCAGAGAAAUCCUCCAGUUAUGAGCUGCUACCUGAUGGCAGUGGGACUGCACAGGACUCCUACAUCAUUCAUGGACAGACACACACAGCAGGAUAUGUGUGCAGAGCUGGAAGAGGAGACUCAGAGUAUCACACUGAUCACAGUCAACCAAAGUUUGUCUGGUCUGCAGAUGUUCAUUCAGCAGCGUCUCUCACAGUGAGUCCUGACAGAGUGCAACACUUCACCUCUGACUCUGUCUCACUGACCUGUGAGGGAAACUUCACUGAGUGGAGAGUGAGGAAGUUCUCUGAGGACGGCCGACUGUACUCUGACUGUAGGAGAAUGACUGGAUCCACAUGUAACAUCAACACAUCAGAGUCAGAUACUGCAGUGUACUGGUGUGAGUCUGGAUCAGGAGAGUUCAGCAGUGCAGUCAACAUCACUGUACAGAAUGAUGGUAAUGGUCCUAUCCUGGUGAGUCCUGUUCAUCCUGUGACUGAGGGAGCUUCUGUUAGUCUGAGCUGCAGUUUGAGAACACAAAAAAUACUUUCCAAUGUGUUUUUCUAUCACAAUGACAAACUUAUUCAAAAUGAUCACCGAGGGGAGCUGAAGAUCUCUGCAGUGUCAAAGUCUGAUGAAGGUUUCUACAAGUGUCAGUACUCAGGAAGAGAGUCAGCACAGAGCUGGAUGUCAGUUAAAGGAGCUGACAGCUCUUCAUCUCCUGUGAGGUUGAUGGUUGGACUGGUUUGUGGAGUCUCUCUCAUUAUUAUUCUCCUGCUCUUGUUGUAUCGCUGCAGAACGACCAACAGUGCUGCUAACGAGCAGACGCUCAAUCAGGAUGAAGGUCAGCAGCACGUGUACUCCUCUCUUCUUCAUGGUGUUCGUUCUGUGUAUGAGAAACUCAGAAGAUCUGAAAACCCUGAAAAUGGUAAAGUAUACAAUUUCAUUAAUAUAGAGCUUGUGGAAGCUGAAUGA
Oreochromis aureus is the source of this 2820-nucleotide messenger RNA. Its product is annotated as immunoglobulin superfamily member 1-like. Lineage: Eukaryota; Metazoa; Chordata; Actinopteri; Cichliformes; Cichlidae. The coding region runs from base 22 to 2820 and encodes 932 amino acids. Gene Ontology annotation, molecular function: transmembrane signaling receptor activity. Gene Ontology annotation, biological process: cell surface receptor signaling pathway. The record is from RefSeq and is a predicted model, not a curated record. The transcript is spliced from 15 exons.